Naegleria gruberi is the source of this 1600-nucleotide messenger RNA. RefSeq names its product phospholipase D family protein. The record is from RefSeq and is a predicted model, not a curated record. NCBI's taxonomy places the organism in Eukaryota, Heterolobosea, Eutetramitea, Acrasida, Naegleriidae. The coding region runs from base 1 to 1563 and encodes 520 amino acids. Gene Ontology annotation, molecular function: catalytic activity. The transcript is spliced from 3 exons.
AUGAGUGAAUCCGAUAGAAUCAAUAACGCAACAACUUCAUCGGGAGGGUAUCAUCAAGAUGUGUAUCACUCCUCACCAAUAUAUGAAAGGGGUAGUGGUGGUGGUGACUCUAUAAAUGAUGGUGGUGAUGAUGGAAGUGGUUUUCGUGGAAUUUUAAAAUGGAGAGAAUAUAAUUAUUGUGCCUAUAUUGUUCCUGCCAUUUGUUUUGUUCUUACUUGUCUUGUUGUUAUUCCAUCAGUGAUUACUCCUGCUUUAUAUUAUAGUUAUUCUAGAAUUGGAAAUAGAGCUAGUGAUUUGAGUUGUGAAUCUACUUGUUCUUAUCAGAUUGUUGAAAGUAUUCCAAUGGGAGUUGAUCUCAAACUUGUUCCAAAUACCGAUUACACAUAUAAUGCUUGGUCUUCAAUUAUUUCAAAUGCCAAGUCUUCAUUGACAAUUGCUUGUUUUUAUUCAAGUCUUCGUAAUGAUGCAUCUGAUGUUUCUGGUGGACAAUUUGGUAACCAAGCAUUUGAUAGUAUUGCUAAUGCUAUCAAGAGAGGUAUUAAAGUUCGUAUUGUUCAAAAUAUUGCAUCAAAGGAAUUCCCAGAUGAUGAUACUAGAGCUUUGGAGAAAAUGGGUGCUGAACUCGUUUCAAUUGAUUGGAGUAAAGCCUUCUCAGGUGGUAUUCUUCACACAAAGGCCAUUGCUGUUGAUGGACAACAUUUCUACGUUGGAAGUGCAAAUUUGGAUUGGAGAUCUUUGGCUCAAGUUAAGGAAUUGGGUGUCAAGGUCACAAAUUGUGCUUGUUUAACAAAGGAUAUUGAAAAAAUUUUGGAUAUCUAUUAUACUCUUGGAAAGAAUAUGAAUAGUACUUUUGAAGGUUUUAGAGGAUGGCCUGAAAAUACCUUCACCUCUGUCAAUCAAUUCUCUAGAUUGCUCGUUCCAUUCGAGAAUGAACCUCAAAAGAAUGAAUCAACUGUCUUUAUGAGUGCUAGUCCAAAAAUUAUUAACGAACCACAAAGAACUAACGAUAUUGAUGCCUUGUUGGCUGUUAUUAACAAUUCCACUCAAUUUGUUCACAUUUCUGUAAUGGACUUUGUACCACUCUUAAUGUAUGCUGGUCCACAAUUCCAAUAUUGGGGAGAUAUUGAAAAUGCUCUUAAGGCUGCUAUUAUGAGAAAUGUUAAAGUCAAGUUGCUUAUCAGUAAAUGGGAUCACACCAAGUCAUAUCAAAUUACUGUAUUGCAAUCAUUGGUUGAAUUUGGAGGUAAAUUCUGUACUGAAUCUCACAAGUGUACUGGCUCAAUUUCUGCUAAAAUCUUCCAACUUCCUGAUCAACAAGAUGCUCCAAAAUAUCCAUUCACAAGAGUCAAUCACGCCAAGUAUAUGGUCACAGAAAAGCAAGCCUACAUUUCCACAUCUAAUUGGAGUAAGGACUACUUCUACACUACUGCAGGUAUUUCAUUUGUUAGUACCACCCCAUCUUUGAGACAAACAGUUAAUAGUAUUUUUGAAAGAGAUUAUUCUUCCAUUUAUGCUUUUGAUUUACCACCUGUCAAUACAACUAAACUCUACGAAUCCUACUAAUUUAUUAAUAAAUAAAUAAUCCUUUUUCAAUUUUAUU